Molecule: messenger RNA, 658 nt
Organism: Drosophila subpulchrella
Lineage: Eukaryota; Metazoa; Arthropoda; Insecta; Diptera; Drosophilidae
Gene: Roc1a
Product: RING-box protein 1A
Exons: 4
Coding region: 51-377 (108 amino acids)
Biological process (GO): ubiquitin-dependent protein catabolic process; protein ubiquitination
Cellular component (GO): cullin-RING ubiquitin ligase complex; nucleus
Molecular function (GO): ubiquitin protein ligase activity; cullin family protein binding; zinc ion binding
Source: RefSeq, a predicted model, not a curated record
UCGAUAGGUUUUGCUAUCGAAACGGAGAAGUAACAGCCUGAAUAGCGACAAUGGAGGUGGACGAGGAAGAGUUCGAGGUGCCCUCGAGCAGUAGCAAGGGCGAAAAGAAACGCUUCGAGGUGAAAAAGUGGAACGCCGUGGCUUUGUGGGCCUGGGACAUCGUGGUGGACAAUUGCGCCAUUUGCCGCAACCACAUCAUGGACCUGUGCAUCGAGUGCCAGGCGAACCAGGCCUCCGCCACCAGCGAGGAGUGCACCGUGGCCUGGGGCGUUUGCAACCACGCCUUCCACUUCCACUGCAUCUCCCGCUGGCUGAAGACCCGCCAGGUCUGCCCGCUGGACAACCGUGAGUGGGACUUCCAGAAGUAUGGACACUAAGGAUUCCGGGACGCUUUUCCCCCCAAGAACGCACUGGCGGAGCAGCACUGAGGAUGCGAUUAACCACACACCACCACCACCACCCCUCAUUUAUUCUGUAAUUCCUGCUGCAAGGCAGUUUCGAUCAUGUAAUACCCUAGUAGAUCUUAAGCGAAGGGGGGAACUCGAGUGGAUUGAUUAUGUUGGGCGAAGGCCCAGUCACAAGUUCCCCCCAAACAAACAAACCUUUUUGUAACGCAACAAAUAAACGCUGUAGAGGAUGGAGAAGACGCGCUAAUGUA